This is a messenger RNA of Schistosoma haematobium, 2825 nucleotides long. RefSeq lists its product as uncharacterized. NCBI's taxonomy places the organism in Eukaryota, Metazoa, Platyhelminthes, Trematoda, Strigeidida, Schistosomatidae. The coding region runs from base 854 to 1549 and encodes 231 amino acids. The record is from RefSeq and is a predicted model, not a curated record. The transcript is spliced from 5 exons.
CUAAAACCCUGGAAUCGGGAACUUACUACCAUUUAGGAUUGAAAUCGACUUUACUGAGGACUUCAGAAAAUUGGCUACGUAAAAUACAUUUCACAGAAUUGAAGCUGCAGUUAAACAAUGAUGGUCUAAAUUUGUUCAAAAGCUCUAACCAACAGCUGUGGCCGAUCCUAGGUCGCAUAAUAAGUCCAUUAGUUAGUAAUGUAUUCAUAGUUGGGAUCUACGUUGGUGAAGUAAAACCAUCUGAUUUCAACAUGUCGGCAGCACUUAUAACUGAGUUACAAGAGUUGCUGACGGUAGGUAAUAAUGUUGACAAGUUUCACGUACAUUUAACAGUUAAAUUAGUUGCUGUUAUUUGUGACGCUCCAGCUCUCAGUAACGUCAGAUAUGUUGUUGGACAUAACGCUACCGCUGGCUGUGACAAAUGUCAGGUUUUAGGGACGCGAAUGGGUGGUCGAAUGACUUUCCCCAAUGGUGAACACGACUUAAGAAAUGAUGUCACUUUUCGUAGUAGGUCCCAAUCUAUCCAUCAUCGUGGUAGAAGUUCAUUUGAAAAUCUGCCAGUGGAUAUGAUUAAAUGUUUCCCCUGUGAACCUGUGCAUAUGAUAUACUUAGAUGUUACUAAAAACUUAUUUCAUUAUGGAAGGAGCUAGCUACUAAGCGACUUAAUAGGAUGGAUCAAUCUAUUAUCGCAUCAAUAAAUGAUGCACUAGAUUAAUGUAGACAGCACACUACAUGCGACUUUCAACGGAAAUGUCGUUCACUUUAUGAAGUUUCUGUAUGGAAAGCCACUGAAUGUCAGUUGUUCUUAUUAUACUUAGGACCUGUAGUUCUUCAUAAUAGGUUACCACUAUCAAUGUACAGAAACUUCCGGACACUGUCGUUGUCAAUAUAUUUAUUAUCGCACCCUAAGUUGCACACCACAUUAGCAAACAGUGUUCGGGUAUAUAUUAACAACUUCUUAUUAGGUUACGAAAAGUGUUACGGUAGCGAGCAAUUAAUCUACAAUGUUCAUAGUUUAAAGCACAUUGUAAAGGACGUUAUAGAGCAUGGAAGUUUAGAGUCGUUCUCUGCCUUUCCUUUUGAAUCAUACAUGAGGAAAAUUAGGCGUUCAGUACACUGCGGAUUUGCUGCGGCUAAACAAGCCGCACAGCGAUAUGCCGAAGAAGUUUACUUUCAAAGUAUACUGAAUCAGGAUAUGGCUGACAAUGUCACUGAGCCUGAGGUAACUGAUGAUUCUUCCGAGCAAAUCGUCAGUUACAGGAACUCAAAGCUAUCUACUACAAGGCCGGACAAUGUAGUUAUUGCAAAAGGUAGACCAGGGUUCGUAACAGAAAUAGGUGAUGGAGGCCUUAUUAGGUUCCAGCCAUUCCAUAAUCCUUCCGAUUUAUAUACCGACCCUUUUCCCUCCAGUAAUAUUGGUAUCUUUAAGUGUUCUACCUUAAGCCACGAGUGCACGUGGAUAACACUGACAGACAUACUUUGUAAGUGCAUGUGUAUGCGCACACAACACUAUGAGGUCAUUAUCCCUCUUUUGCAUACAUUCGAGUAGCAGAUGUGACAUCACUUCUCAAGGAUUGUUGCAAAUAUAGUACUACAUGCAGCUAGUGUCUGUUGGUUAGUGCUUUUGCGUAGUUCAACAUGAAGUGUUCAAGAAUGUAAUCAAUUUUCAAUUUCUCACGCCUUGGCAUUCAUUUAUAGCAUCAAAGUAGGAAGUACAUUUUAGUGGACGACAAGGAGAAGAUGCAAGUAGUAUGCAUCCCAAGCAAAUGGCUGGUGAACAAGGAUCAUUAUGCUUAUCACGAUAAUGUUAUUGAGCAUGAUAUUGUUCAGGUUGUUGAUUUGGACAGUCGAUUCACGCUGCGAAAAUGCACCGUUAUGCAUAGUUGUGACGACUACAAUGCAGCCCAGGAAUUAAAAGCGUGUUUAACAACAGUACUGGGCUACAAUACUAACAUCACGACUAACGAUGAAACGCAGUCUUGUCACGCAGACAAGCCGAAAAGGUAAAUUGUUCAAUUUAUUAUAUCACUUGUGUUAGGACUGUCAAACGAAAAAUACUGAUUAUUUAUGCACCUCAGAAGAACUAGAGGUUGAGGCUGGAUUUGCCCCGGUGGAAUUUCCAGUUUUCAACAUUUUGACAGGAAACUUUUCUCCCAUUGCGAGUUCAUCAAAAGCUGACGUUUCAUCACCACCAAUUCCACGUACGUCGACGGAAGGUGAUAAACGUAAGUUGCAUUUACUGUAUUCCUGAUAACAAAAGUUUGAGCGAUGAUACAAAUCACAUGUUCAGAAUUAUCCUGAAAGCGGUCACUGAACUGGCAAACACAUACACCUUGCACAGAACCAGAAGUAAAUUUGGUAUUAGUAAGUACAAAUUUUACUUGACGGUUCAAAGUAAGUCCACUUUACUGUAUUAACAUAUUUGUAGGUGCUUUGAGUUCACGUUUCAGAAGUGCAAGCUGCCAGGAAAAGGAUAUAAUACACGCCAUGGCUACAGCAAGCCAGGCCUUCUUGCAUGACGCAAGAGAUAAAGUACAUAAACGUGGAUGGGGAUCCAAAGAAAGGACUAUUUAUUAAAAUUCAGUAAUCAGUUGUAUUCGCAAUAACUGAAGUUCACUUUCGGGAUUUCCACAAACUUCGCACGAUGAUAAGUAUUGGCAAAAAAAUGUCGAUUUCUUUCGAACAGUUGCGGUUAAUAUUACAGCACCAGCAGAAGAUGUUGGCCUUGCAACAACAGCUAUUUGUAACAGUUUUGGGCAGACCCAACAUUAUUUCGAGGAGGAGGAGAAUGUUGAGGAAUUUAAAGUCACACAUAAUUCUUUUUU